Symbiodinium necroappetens is the source of this 981-nucleotide messenger RNA. NCBI's taxonomy places the organism in Eukaryota, Dinophyceae, Suessiales, Symbiodiniaceae. The record is from the annotation of a GenBank genome assembly.
AUGGAGGAGGUCGCUGAGAGCUUCGUGGAGCCGCACACGCCCGCGGAGCCUGUCCUAAGGAACGAGGCCGAUGAGGCCCCCCAUGAGGCCCCCGAAGAUCACCUGAGCCCCAGCGAGGAAGAUCCUGUGAGCAUCCAGGGGAUUGGGGAGCUUGAUUCCAGCAAUGUGCUGAUAGAAGAGCAGGAUGAGUCCAAAGAGGGCCCGGUAUCGAGGUUAGACCCGCCUGCUACUUGUGAUAUCGGCUGCGUUGAGCAGCCAUUCUACACCUCUCCCGUGCCUGAAACAGAGGGAGGCUUGGCAUCCGCUGUGGACCUUUUGGUAUCCCAUCCUCGGCAGUCAGUCUUUCAGACGCUGGAGGGUGUCGACAGCGAUCUGCACGGACCUUGCCCGGUUCCGGAAUCCGAUAUUCCAUUGCCAGCAUUUCGGAGUCGGAGCGCCGCCUGGUCCUUUGGCGACGUCGAGCAACUGAGCCAUGUCGGCGCUGCUUUCGUUCUUCAGAACAGGCUGAGAGACGAAUUAUCAGCUCCGCCCUGCAUGUUCGGCAGAUCCCACGUCAACAUCCUGGCUACCCCGGCUUUCUUACAUCGGGGUGCUUGCAGGAGCCUUCAUCAUGUUUCACGAGCAGUACCGUUAAUGAACUUUCGCCAGUUGGCUUUGCCGGCUCACGAGCCGGAUCCCCCUUCGCCAAAGUUUAUGGCCCUCAUCGGUCGGUGCAGCGGUGCCAAAACGGUGCAGCUGGAUUCUUCAACUGAUCUCAGGCUGGAGGCGACCCAAGCGCCCAGACGGAUCAGUGCUUCCAGUGCUCGCAGCUCCUCCUUCGGGGAGGCGGCCAGCGUGGAGUCCAUGAGCCUGAGUCCCCCAAAGCAGCCGCUCACAGCAGAAGAGCUGCAAGCCGCGCGCAUGGGCUUCUUUUUCGAGAAGGAGUCCAGAGUCGUCGAAGACGACUUGGAGGUGCUUGCUGCAAGCUCCGUUCAUCAUGAG